AUGGUACGGACGCCGCAAUGUCAAGAAGAAUGUAAAGGAGAUAAAUUUGGUGUAAAUUGUAAAGAUAUAUGUCACUGUGUUGACAACAAAAAGUGCGACAGACGAAAUGGGACAUGUCCAGAUGGGUGUGCUGCUGGAUAUGACGGUGAUAAUUGUCAACAAGAAUGUUCCAGUGGUAGCUUUGGUGAUAGUUGCAAAGAGCAUUGUCAUUGUUCCCUACCAUGUAACCACGUAAAUGGAUCAUGUCCAGGUGAUUGUGAUGCAGGAUACAGCGGAUCCAGCUGUCAAGAAGAAUGUGAAGGAGAUAAAUUUGGUGUAAAUUGUAAAUAUAUAUGUCACUGUGUUGACAACAAAACCUGCGACAGACGAAAUGGGACAUGUCCAGAUGGGUGUGCUGCUGGAUAUGAAGGUGACAAUUGUCAACAAGUCUGUUCUAGGUUUACAUUUGGUCCUCAGUGCAAAAAGUCUUGUCAUUGUUCCAAACCAUGUAACCACAUCAAUGGAUCGUGUCCAGGUGAAUGUGACCCAGGGUACACCGGAUUCAACUGCCAAGCAGUGUGCAGAGAGGGUAAAUUUGGUGCCAAUUGUAGUGGUGUAUGUCAUUGUGUUGACAACAAAAACUGCAACAAACAAAAUGGAAGCUGUUCAGAUGGAUGUUCUGCUGGAUAUGAUGGUGUCAGUUGUCUGCAAGAAUGUUCCAGUGGUAGCUUUGGUCAUAGUUGCAAAGAGCAUUGCCAUUGUUUCCGACCAUGUAACCACGUAAAUGGAUCAUGUCCAGGUGAUUGUGAUGCAGGAUACAGCGGAUCCAGCUGUCAAGAAGAAUGUGAAGGAGAUAAAUUUGGUGUAAAUUGUAAAGCUAUAUGUCACUGCGUUGACAACAAAACCUGCGACAGACGAAAUGGGACAUGUCCAGAUGGGUGUGCUGCUGGAUAUGAAGGUGACAAUUGUCAACAAGAGUGUUCCAAUGAUAGAUUUGGUCUUGGAUGCAAUGUGUUAUGUCGUUGUUCUGAAAAGUGUAACAACAUUAACGGCUUCUGUCCAGGUACAUGUGAUGAAGGAUACCACGGAUUCAACUGCCAAAAAGAGAAAUCUACCCAAAGUAUCCUGGUGUUAGUGUUAGUUCCAUUGCUCUUGUUCAUAUUACUAAUCAUAGGACUUGCGGCUGCGAUUUGGUAUUGGAAAUUUAGGAGUAAAAGACCAAUUGCAAAACGUGACGAGAAAAUACGCAAAAUACCGGAGAAUAAGUAUGCAGAAGCCAUUCCUGAAGAUACAGCCCAACUUUAUGAAGAAAUCCAGCUGAACGAAAACGAAAGUAUAUACGUGAACAUGGCCAGUACCUCGUUUAAGUCAAAUCUGCAGGAAUACGUCUCUGAGAAGAAACGGGAAUUGGAACCAUUUAAUGAUGAGUUCUUGAGACUGCCAAAGACCUUACCACUGCCUUAUACUGAAGCAACAAAACCUGAGAAUACAAAGAAGAAUCGCUAUAAAACGAUACUGCCUUACGACCAUUCACGUGUUAGGCUUCAACCUGACGAGAUGUCCUCCUCAGAUUACAUCAAUGCAAACUUCAUCAGUAACCAGCGUUAUAUUGCUUGUCAAGGUCCUACACAAAAUACGGUGACGGACUUCUGGAGGAUGAUCUGGCAAUUGAAAUGUAAUACUAUAGUCAUGUUAACUGACAUUGUGGAAAAUGGAAAGAUGAAGUGUAUGCAGUAUUGGCCAGAUGAAGAGCAUACUGAGUCAUUUGGUAACAUCGAAGUUACACAUAUCAACACUAGCUAUCAUUCAACUCAUAUACACCGAAGAUUUAUUAUUUCAAAGUCAGGUGGUCAUCAGAAUGAAAGAUGGACUAUCGAUCAUUUCUACUUCAAUAAAUGGCCAGAUCAUGGCAUACCACAGCACACAGAAUAUAUCUUAGAAUUCCGAAAUGCCGUAAGGUUCAGAGAGGGAACAACAUCAUCAUUGGUCGUACAUUGCAGUGCUGGUGUCGGUCGUACCGGAACUUACAUUUGCAUUGAUACUCUUCUUAAUGAAAUGUUGAGUGGUCAAGCUAUUGAUGUAUUGGCAUGUGUCACGAAGCUUCGGGAGGAGAGGAUGCAUAUGGUCCAGAAAAGGAUACAACUGGAGUUUAUAUAUGAUGUUUUAGUCGAGAACAUUCUCACCGGAGAUUAUGACAUAGAUGUGAAUAAUAUACCAAAGGAAUUCUCUAGAAUAACGGAAACAGACCAUUCAACAAGAGUAUCGAUUUUAGAGCAUCAGUUUCAGGACGUAAUAAAACAAGUCGAAGUGCGUGACACGGACAUUGCAUUAAAAGAGGGUGGAGAGUAUGCGAAUUUCAAUAUCAGUGGUGUCUUCAUUGAUGGUCCUUCUUGCGAAAGAGAAUUUCUUGUUACAAAAUCUCCAAAUGAAAACAGUGUUCUGGAGUUUUUGAUGUGUAUGCGCAAAAGAGGUUACCUGAAUAUCGUAGCAUUUGAUUCAAGCGAGGCAGCACCUAUUUACUUGCCUAGGACAUUAAAUGAAACUGUUAAAAUUGGGCCAUAUCUCCUGGAACUAAUAAAUGUUGAAGGCAAAGACGUUUGCAUACACAGUGUUUUGAAGGUUGAAUGUGAUAACAAUUCGAGGAUCGAAGAAUUUGAGAUCAAUCAUUUCCAAGUCGCCAUAUGGGCGGACGGAAAUUAUCCAUCAUCUGCAGAGAUUUUAAAACUAAGUGAUAUUCUCAGCGCUCAUCAAAAUGAGCAGUUCAAUAAAAAAAUUGCUGUGUAUUGUCGUAAAAAUUUCCAUAAAAGUGGUAUGCUGUGCGUCAUUCACAUUUUGAAAGCUGCAAUAACCAGUCAAUCAGUAGUCAACAUAGUACGGUUGGUUCGACUGGUCAAGAAAAUAGAACCAAAUAUAAUACCUGACAGUGAAUCCUACGCCUUCGUUUGGAAAGUUGCAGAAUAUUUACAGAACGAAUCGUCUCUAUACUCCAAUUUUGUACAGUGAUGUGUAGGAGUGAAUCAUUUUAGAGAUCUCUCAUAAUAAGUUUUACAUCUUAUGAAAUAAGAAAUGAUGUAUGCAAAACAAUUACUUGUUUGUUGGAUAACGAAAACAAGAGCCUCGCGGGAAUUCUUUGUUUCUCUCAAAGGAAAAGGAAAACCAUUUCAAGAAGAUAAUAAUUCGUCUCUCAAAAUUAAUUUACAUGCUACGAGGCAGGCGUCAUCUUUGUUUACACAUAUAGGCCAACUAUGAGCAUUAUUUGGUAAUAAUACCUUAUGCUAAUUACAGCCGCCAAAAUUAAUUCGGACCACUUUUUCUUCCCGAAAUGUCAAUGUUAAUUCGUCAGGAACCCUUAGAAAGGAUGCGCUAAAUUUAUGGUUUUCAACAAACGAAAAUAUGGCUCUCCUUGCCUAUAAAUAAAUGGCUGAGGUUUUUCUUUCCUACACAAGUCAAUUAACUAUGAAAUGUUAAUAUUGAUAUCUUAGAAUUAUUACAGCUUUUUUUGAGACUAUGCUACAAUUAGCGAUAAAUUCAUUUUUAUUGUCUCCAACUAAGACUAAUCACUAUUUUUCUUACUAUUGUGUGUAUACAGCAUUAAGUAUAUCGCCGGUUAACAUAGUUAUCUAAAUUUAUGUCAUUUAAUCUUUUGAGUCAUUGCUCUUAUUCACAUUUUUCUUAAUUAUAUAUCUUACAGUAUUUUAUGUGCUGAUUUAUUACAAUCAGUCUCCUUUGCCCCUCUCUCCAUUUUCAAUAUUUUGUCUAUAUAUUUCUCACUUUUUUAUCGUUUCUUAUAUUAAAUCAACCCACUUGAUAUCCUACAUUUUAAUAUUAUAUAACAUUUGACAUUCCUACAAUUUCGAGAGGUAACGUUCAGCUACUUCGAAACAGCGACAAUGUUUUAAUACAAACCAAUUCACGUAGCACAGUUAUCCUCUCAAUUGAUACACCACCGCUUCAUUUACCAUUUCUCCUGGCUCUAUCCAUACAAGGAUGGUAGCUUCUUUCAUAUAAUGUUGCUGUCAUUUCAGUUAAUAGUAUCCUUCACUUCAAAGAUAACUGGAGUCUUCCUAAUUCACAUACUAUGGUGCCAUGAUUACUGAAAUAUCUCGCCUCUCAUCUCAAUAAGUAUACAAUUGUUGCCCUUUCUAUCCAUAUACCCUUGAUAUCCAUCGCAUUUAUACACAGUGUGUAUCCUCGCCGAUCAGAAUUAUAUCCCAUGCGUUCUUCACAAGUCAUAUACUGACGCUUUCCUCUCAGAUCAUACACUUCAAAUGUUUCUGUCUUUAGUGUUAAUGAUCUCUCCAUUCAUCCAUAACUCUUGCUUUCUCGAUUCGUGGACAUGCAGUUGGUGUCAAUAUCGUUGCUUAGAUCAAGAAAAUAUUGAUCAGUAAUAUUUUAAUUUAGUCAACCACAUUUUGCCUGGGGCUCAGCAAAAAAAAACCUCCUGUAAUAUAAGUAUAAAUAAUCUAGUCUGAGAUCAACAGCAGAUGCUUAUAUAUAAAUAUAUAUAUAUAUGUAUAAAUCAAUAUAAUCUUGUAAUUUUUUGUGUAAUCUGUAUAAAUGAAGUUAUGAUUAUAAACUCUGGUCAGUCAUGCGAAUUAAUAAAUUUAUCUAUAUCUA
Octopus sinensis (East Asian common octopus) is the source of this 4596-nucleotide messenger RNA. Its product is annotated as receptor-type tyrosine-protein phosphatase T. Lineage: Eukaryota; Metazoa; Mollusca; Cephalopoda; Octopoda; Octopodidae. The coding region runs from base 1 to 2982 and encodes 993 amino acids. The transcript is spliced from 28 exons. The record is from RefSeq and is a predicted model, not a curated record. Gene Ontology annotation, biological process: protein dephosphorylation. Gene Ontology annotation, molecular function: protein tyrosine phosphatase activity.